UAUAUAAGGCCUUCCCUUUCUUCUCUUCUAACUCGGUUUCAAACAACCAAGUCCCUGAAACCACCUCUAUUAUAUUCCUCCCCCUCUUGCUCUUUAUAGAAGCAUCUCAUUUCCAAGCUUUUAAUUCCACAACUCAAUUGGUCUAUAUAUUUAACACUUCUUGUUUUUUAAGCAUUAAUACCUCUUUUCAAGUUCUUGCAUAUAUAUACUUGAAGCAAACAAUCAACGAAAACCGGAAAGGAAAGGAAGGAGAUGGCGGAGAAUGAAUGGUUAAACGGGUAUUUGGAGGCAAUAUUGGACGCGGGGACUGAUAGAAAGGGGUCGACACAGAAAGAACGUAGAGCUGCAAGUAUUGAAGACAGAAACAACUUGAAGAAUACUAGUGUGAGGAAUAAUAAUAAUAAUAAAAUUGAGGAAACGUUGAGUUUUGAGAAGUUUGAAAUCCAGAAAGAGAAGGCAGAGAAGCUGUUUAGUCCCACUACCUACUUUGUUGAAGAAGUUGUCAAUAGCUUUGAUGAGUCUGACCUCCACAAGGCUUGGAUCAAGGUAGUGGCAACAAGGAAUUCUCGUGAGAGGAAUAACAGGCUCGAGAAUAUGUGCUGGCGCAUUUGGCAUCUUGCCCGCAAGAAGAAACAGGUAGCGUGGGAUGAUGCCCAAAAGCUAGUAAUACGAAGACUUGAACUAGAGAAAGGUCGUUUUGACGCAUUAGAAGAUCUUUCUGAACUUUCAGAAGGUGAGAAGGAGAAAACAGAUAAUGUAAAUACAACAGAUUCUCACCAUGUCAUAUCAAGGAUUAAUUCAGUUACUCAGAUGUGGCCUGACGAAGAUAAACCAAGGCAACUUUACAUUGUCUUGAUCAGUAUCCAUGGGUUGGUACGUGGAGAAAACAUGGAACUCGGACGAGAUUCUGACACUGGUGGUCAGGUGAAAUAUGUAGUAGAACUUGCUCGAGCACUUGCAAACAUGGAAGGAGUUCAUCGAGUUGACCUCCUGACUCGACAGAUCACAUCUCCAGAGGUUGACUCUAGCUAUGGUGAGCCAAUUGAGAUGCUCUCAUGCCCAUCUGAUGCUUUUGGAAGCUGUGGUGCCUACAUAGUUCGAAUCCCCUGCGGACCACGUGAUAAGUACAUUCCAAAAGAAUCACUCUGGCCUUACAUACCAGAAUUUGUUGAUGGGGCAUUAAGCCACAUUGUGAAUAUGGCAAGAGCUAUAGGGGAGCAAGUCAAUGCUGGAAAAGCAGUAUGGCCUUAUGUGAUUCAUGGGCAUUAUGCUGAUGCAGGAGAGGUAGCAGCGCGCUUGUCUGGAACCCUAAAUGUACCAAUGGUGUUAACAGGGCACUCACUAGGAAGGAACAAGUUCGAGCAAUUGCUUAAACAGGGCAGACUAACUAAGGAAGACAUCAAUACCACCUAUAAGAUACUGAGGAGAAUAGAAGGAGAAGAGUUGGGACUUGAUGCCGCUGAAAUGGUGGUAACUAGCACAAAGCAAGAGAUUGAUGAACAAUGGGGUUUGUAUGAUGGUUUUGAUAUUCAGUUGGAGAGGAAACUCAGAGUUAGGAGACGGAGAGGAGUCAGUUGCCUCGGAAGAUACAUGCCCAGGAUGGUGGUUAUACCACCAGGGAUGGAUUUCAGCAACGUGAACGCGCAAGAUUUGUUGGAAGGUGAUGGAGAUCUCAAGUCAUUGAUUGGUACAGACAAAAGUCAAAAGAGACCUAUACCGCAUAUAUGGUCUGAGAUCAUGCGAUUCUUCGUUAACCCUCACAAGCCUAUGAUACUUGCACUGUCACGCCCAGAUCCUAAGAAGAAUGUAACUACUUUGCUCAGGGCUUUUGGAGAAUGCCAAGCACUUCGAGAACUAGCCAACUUGACACUGAUCCUAGGUAACAGAGAUGACAUUGAUGACAUGUCCAGUAGCAGCUCUGCAGUACUCACAACAGUAAUAAAGCUCAUUGACAAGUACAAUUUGUACGGUCAGGUGGCAUAUCCAAAGCAUCAUAAGCAACCAGAUGUUCCUGAUAUAUAUCGUCUGGCUGCAAAAACUAAGGGAGUAUUCAUCAAUCCAGCUCUUGUUGAGCCAUUCGGCCUCACUCUUAUUGAGGCAGCUGCUUAUGGUUUGCCUAUAGUUGCUACCAAAAAUGGAGGGCCAGUGGAUAUACUCAAGGCACUAAACAAUGGGCUACUCAUUGAUCCACAUGAUCAAAAAGCCAUAGCAGAUGCUCUUCUAAAGCUUGUUGCUGACAAGAACCUAUGGCUGGAGUGCCGUAAAAAUGGCCUAAAGAAUAUCCACUGUUUCUCAUGGCCAGAGCACUGCCGGAAUUACCUCUCCCAUGUUCAACACUGCAGAAAUCGCCACCCUGCCAAUCGUCUUGAGGUCAUGAAGCCAACUCUUGAAGAACCUAUGAGUGAAUCACUAAGAGAUGUUGAAGACCUUUCUCUUAAGUUUUCCAUUGAUGUGGACUUCAAAGCCAAUGGGGAGCUUGAUAUGGCAAGAAGGCAGCAGGAACUUGUGGAGAAACUCUCACGGAAAGCCAAUUCAAUUAGCAAGCCUAUUGUUAGCUACUGCCCAGGGAGAAGGCAGGUCCUAUAUGUAGUGGCAACUGACUGUUACAAUAGCAAAGGAACUCCUACUGAAACCUUAUCUCUAACAGUCAAGAAUAUAAUGAAAGUUGCAGGCUCCAGGUCCAGCCAAAUAGGUUUAGUUUUAUCGACAGGCUUGAGUUUACAAGAGACUAAAGAAGCGCUAAACAGUUGCCCAACAAAUUUAGAAGAUUUUGAUGCAUUGAUUUGUAGCAGUGGAAGUGAAAUAUACUACCCAUGGAGGGACUUUGGAUUAGAUGAGGACUAUGAAGCCCACAUUGAGUACCGGUGGGCAGGUGAGAACAUUAAAUCAGCAGUGAUGAGGCUCGGUAAACACGAAGAAGGUUCUGAGCAUGACAUUACGCAAUGCUCCAGUGCAUGUAGCUCUCGAUGCUACUCAUAUAGCAUCACGCCAGGAGCCAAAGUACCUAAAGUUAAUGACCUUCGUCAGAGGCUACGCAUGAGAGGCUUCCGUUGCAGUGUUAUUUACACACAUGCUGCAUCAAGGUUGAAUGUGACACCAUUAUUUGCAUCGAGGUCCCAAGCACUUAGGUAUCUGUCAGUUAGAUGGGGAGUUGAUCUUUCCAGUAUGGUUGUUUUUGUGGGGGAGAAGGGAGAUACAGAUUAUGAAGGCCUGCUUGUGGGCCUUCACAAGACUGUUAUUCUAAAAGGAAGUGUGGAAUAUGCCAGUGAGAUGCUUCUUCACAAUGAAGACAGCUUCAGAACAGAUGAUGUAGUGCCUCGAGAUAGCACAAACAUACGUGCAGCUGAAGGAUAUGAACCCCAGGAUAUCUCUGCAGCCUUGGAGAAGUUAGAGGUCAUGUGACAACUUUUGGAUGAUGCAUUUUCUAUUUCACUUAUGGCAAAAUUUUCACAGCUUAAGCAAGCGAGAAAAAGUUUGGUUUUCAUUCUUAUACUUUGUAAAAAAAUCAAGUUACAUAUACAAGUGCAUAGUACAACUAGAGUUCAAAGCACAUGAACAUAUAUAAUAACUACUUUUAUCUGAUAUCUAUUAGAGGACUGCAUUUUGAUGUUCAAUUUUAGUGUACUAUAGAUACAGAAAACACCAUCAUCUACCAAUUUACCUCAUGAAGACUGCACAUGCUUGAAUGUGUUGAACCAAAUGUGCACCUCCAUAAAUGUAGUAAUCUAAGUUGUCGGAAUA
Molecule: messenger RNA, 3741 nt
Organism: Nicotiana attenuata
Lineage: Eukaryota; Viridiplantae; Streptophyta; Magnoliopsida; Solanales; Solanaceae
Product: probable sucrose-phosphate synthase 4
Exons: 14
Coding region: 253-3402 (1049 amino acids)
Biological process (GO): sucrose metabolic process
Molecular function (GO): sucrose-phosphate synthase activity; sucrose synthase activity
Source: RefSeq, a predicted model, not a curated record